UUGGUUGAAAUUCCUGGCAAACUUCUUCACCUUGGGAGGACCGGAGACUUCAUCACUUUCCCGACGCCUGGCUGGAAUAAUAGUUUCCUCCAAGUUGAAAUUGUUGCUGCCAGAAGAGACACGCUAUGUGGAGAGCGCACACGUCGAGACAGGGUCGACAAGUCCUGAAUGCUUGCAGAAGGCAUUUAGCUGCAGAGGCUGGCCAAGGAAGUGUUCCCCCUCCGAUUCCUCCACCUCCUCCUAAGUCUGGUGGUUUCGGUUUCUUGAAAUUCUUGGGCGUUUCAGUUCCUCUAGCCGGAGGAGGUACAGUGGGAUAUGCUUGGUAUGACCCAGAAUUUCGUAAACAACUUGAGACAAAUGUGCCAUAUGCCAAAGAGCUCCUGGAGAAUGUAUUACCAGCGUCUGAAGCUGAAGCAGCACCAGUGAGGCCAGAGAAGCCCGUUCUGGCUCCAGCUCUUGGGAAUGCUUCUGUGCUUAGUGUUCAAGAUGAUGUGGCGAAACAGUCUUCCCAAGUGUCAGCACCAACAGCCUUCCCUCUAAGUUGGGUUAAAAUGGCUAGAUGUGCUUCUGAGGAUCAGAUUGGUUUUGCAAAGAGACGCCGCUAUAAGCGCAAAAAGAAACCAGACAGUUACCUUAGUUAUUGCCAGGCCACCACGGAUUGUGAAAAACCUAAUGAGCAAGAUGAUAUUAACCUGAAAGAAGAUAAUGAAGAGGACGAUGAAGACAGUGAAGAUGGAAUCAAUGGAAAAACUCAUCUUCUAAGUGAGCAGAGGUUAGACAUGGCUGAGGUGCUAGUCUUUCAUGAAGACACAGAGAAAGAGAUUACAGAGAAAUUGAUGUCUAACACUCAGAAUCCUCUUCAUGACAUCACAGAUUUAGAUGUGACCAAGUAUCUCAGCUAUGGUCCAUAUGUGUCAUAUCUUGGCCAUACAGAAAUGUCAGCGGCUAUUGAACCUCAAAAGAGUCUGGCAUCAGCUGAAGAGAAAAAGACUGGUGUAUCUGACGAGCCUAAAGCAAUGGACCCAUUCUUGAAGAAGGAAGAGGAGGAAAAAGCUGACAAUGCAGCCCUGGAGGUAGCUAUCCACAGACUGUUGACCAACAGCCAGACCCUCACGGAGGAGGCUGUCAAGGCCCAGCAGGAUGUAGCCAACUUCACCCGCAGUCACACCAAGCUGUUGAAGCAGGCUAUGGAUGAAACUUCUGAUAUUCUUAAGAAGGAUGAUCAGUGGCAAGCAGUAGCAGUGGCCUUUAAGGAAAAAGAAAAUGCUGUCCAUCGUUCGAAUGAGUUAGUUUCUGAGACAAAGAAGAGCAUAGAAAAGCUUCAAGACGUUCUUGCCAACAGCAAAAACAACAAAGUAACGAAGAACAAUCCAGCUAUUUUCCCAGCCACAAAGAAGGUUGUGGAGCUGACCAAGGAACUGGGCACAGCAAACUCUCAGGUGAGACAAGCAGAGUCUGAGGCUAAGGUGCUGCUGAAGUACAAGGAUCUGGUGGAGAAGGGCAGGAAACAGUUCCAAAAGGAGUUGGAGAGUUUGAUGCCAGAUGUAAAGCUGGGAACCACUAGCAAAAAAUUGACAGAAGAGGAACUGAAUUCCCUGAUUGCCCAUGCGCAUAGAAGAAUCGAGCAGCUGCAGAGGCAACUGGCGGAACAAAUGGCUAUGGAGAGACAGAGGCUGUCCACAGCCAUGGAGGCCCAGAGGCAUGAGGACCACGGGAUCACUCUUGCCGCUGUGGCCGACGAGCGGUCGCGUUUGCAGGCCGAGUUUGAAUCAGAGAAACAGAAACUGGAAAUGGAAUUUCUAGUUCGUCAGGAGGGUGAGGUGCGUAAGCAACUGUCUCGGCAAGCUGCAGCACACAGCGAUCACAUCAAGGAUGUCCUGGCUGUGCAGAGAGAGCAGCUCAACCUCGAUUUCAACAGAGAACUCAAUGCUAAGAUUCUUGAGGAGAGAGAAAAGUUCCAGACAGAAGUGGCUGGCUGGAUUUCAAGACUGAAGGGCAUUGAGGCUGCCGUUGAUGCUCGAGCAGCUAGUGAGAAAUUGGCGAGGUGUGCUCAAGACUUGUGGCUUGCGUGCAUUGCCCUGAACUCCCUAAUACACUUUGGGAAUGAGGAUGGUUCUGAAGCCCUGAUUCCUAUUAGAAAAGAAGUGGAAGCUGUUCUCAAUGUUGGCAACAAGCAUCCUUUUGUUGAGACUGUUGCCAAUGCCAUGCCAGAGGCUGCUCUUGAGCGUGGCGUGUACACAGAAGAACAGCUUCGCAAGCGCUUCGUCAAAGUGUCUAGUGUGUGCCGGCGACUGGGACUCAUCAAUGAGUCAAACACAUCCCUUUACAAGUACCUGAUAUCGUUCUUGCACUCAUUUGUUGUGUUUGACAACAUCACAGUCUUGACACCUACAGACCCGGUGGACCUGAACUCUAUAGACAAUUAUGGGCUGGUGGCCCACGCCCAGCACUGGAUGGAGCGCGGAGAUUUGGAGAUGGCGCUGAAGUUUAUGAACCAGCUGACUGGCGAGGCACGUCGUGCCGCGUCGGACUGGAUCAGGGAAGCCAGCCUGCUGUUGGAGACUCGGCAAGCAGCCAGCACUCUGACAGCUUAUGCCUCCGCCACUGGCUUGGCCAACACCUUCUAGCAAGAACCUUUCCAUUGAUAGAAUUGUGUAUAGUUCCAUAAGACGCCUGUUUUGUGUAUAGGUCUCAGAAUGAUAUAGCGUGGUGAAAGUUGCACGAAUGUAACGUGGUACUGUGUUUACUUGGUCUAUUUGCAACACUGAUAUAUGGCUUUGUGCAAGACUCUCAAACCAAAUACCGACAAAUUUGUCAGAGAUAAUGGAUUCCAGUUUUGUUGAGUUUUCGGCCUACUUUUUGUGCAGUUGAAAAAUAAGACGGAGUCCACUUUUUUUUCGUGGCCGUUUUGACCUCAGGUAGGUAGCCAAUUUAUCGAUAAAUGUUUUUCCCUUUUCUCUUGAGCUGUUUUAUCUUGCACAAAGUCAUCAGUCAUUAGUAGUGUGAUAUAUAAUCUGUGAGCAGAUCCACCCUUUGUUUAGUGUGUGACACAGAAGGCUGUGGAUGAUUUCAGAUGUCACAUUUUCUCUAAAUAUUUUCAGGUGUUUUUGACAAGUCUAUGGAGAUUAUGAACAUGUUUUGUAUAAGUUUUAAUUCUCUCCCAUUUUGAAAUUAAACUAUCUAAGUUUAUCAUAUAAGAAACUAUUGUAUAUGAAAUUUUAGCACUGGCUGGAAUAUUCCAAUAAAUGGCUUUGUAGUUGGAUACAAGCAUAUGUGUUAACCAGUGGGUUGUGAUCUUGGACUGGUGUUAUUGCCCACAAGUGGCGAGUCAGUUUCAUGUACAACUGCAACGCUGAACUGCAUUUCAUGAUGCUUGAAAGUAAAAUGCUUGUAAAAUAUGUAGUCGGGAAGUGGUAUAUGAGGGUGAAGAAUUACAUCAGUUAGUUUUGUAUAUGCAUGAAGAAAAAUUGAAUGUGGAACAAAUGGAUUUGUACACACCUGUUAAGGUUAAGUUUUACUUUACUUAUUGGUCCAUCCUUUUGUGGUUUUGAGAACUGAGCGGAAGAGACAAGUGCCUCCAUUGUUGCCAUGACUGUUUUCGUACUUGACUAUUGUUUUAUUUAAACUCGAGUUUGCUUUUGAAUUUCAACUCUUUCGUGAGUGUCUGCUGGGUUCUCUGGUCUUUGGAUGUAGGUGUUUUCUUUUGGCAUAACAUCUCAGUUGGCUUGACUGUCUUUCAGUUCUGUAAUGAUAAGUUACAGUGUUUUAAUUGUAGAAAUAUCAUAAUCAAGAAGUGAAAAUUAGUUAUUUUAAAUUGUACUGGAAUGCACCUUUCUAUGGACAGGAAAAUCAAUUCUUCAAGGAAACAAAUGCAACCUUUUGAUUGAAGAGAUGUAUAUCUAUUUAUCACAAUCUGUUUGCACAUGUAUUUAGUUAUAAAUGCAUUCUUCUCUUCUGUGCAAUUUUGCAAAUGGAAAAUACACCAAUCUCUACUUCGUAUGGAACUGCCAAGUUCUUACACUCUGGCUGCUAAAUACUUUUGUUGACUGGAUCUCAUUCGACACAAUGAACUAUUAAACUCUUGAACUGCCCAACAAAGUGUUUGCACUUCUUUGAUACUUUCUAUUCUGUAUUUGCACAACAGCAGUAAGUAUGACAUAUCUCUCUCUUGGUAUUUUUGUUUUCCUUAUGUUUAGGCCAGACUACAUCUUUUCCAAAUGAAACUUGACAUUUACUCGAAGAGCCGAUUUUGUUUCUUUUAUUCUAUUCCUUGUUAUUUUGCUUGCACUUUCUGUACUGUAUGGUCUUUGUGUUAUUUUCCCUUCUCAGUGAGCUUAGCUUGAGUAAUGAAGUAAACUUGUGGGAAUUUUUUGUGGUCACUCAAACUCAUGAAAACAGUUAUGAUAUCCGGGAGAAAACAUUUCAUAUUUUUCUCUACUGAAGUCCGUCAUCUGUGUAGGCCAGUUGAGGCUUUCCAAGACAGUGAUGUCCUUUGUGUUUAAACUUUAACUAUUGCAAAUGUUGUUGAGACACCUUUAGGUGAUGUGGUCAUCUUGAAUAUAAUUUUCGAUUGGAAACAAAAGGAUCUCGCACCACAUUCUCUAGAUGGUAUUCAGCCCGUCCCACCUUAUAUAAGCAGAAUCGUGAAUGAACUAUUUAAAGUGAAGAAAAGCAGCACCCAGUGUUAUUUUGCCUUCAUCCAAUGAAGCUUACUUUUAGGUCUAGGUUUAAUACCAGUCUCUACAGUCAAAUAAAUUCAGACCUUCUGCCCUGAUAUAGGAACUGAGGGUGUAUUUGCAUCCAGUCUUCUCUUAUACUUGUUGAUUCCUGAUUUUAAAAGUUCUAAGGAUCAUAGUUUACACAAAUGUUACCUUAGAGUUGUGUGAGUUAUUUUUGUUUCAUCUGCCACAGGAACUCUAAGAAAGUAAUGAAUACUUUGUUUCUUCUGGUAACUAAUAUGUAUCGUCUUUUCCAGCCAAAUUGACUUUUUACAUUUGGCCGUCGGUCCCCUUUGCACUUCUUCUUGUUUGCUGAUUCUCUCUUCUUUUUGCCAUCCGUCCCGCUAUGGCUGGUAUUUAUGUUACUGUAUUUGUGAGUCUCUUUGUUUCUGCACAGAGUUCCAAGUGUUUUAACCAAAGAAUUGUCUCACCAGAGUGGAGAGGUAGAUUUAUCAUAUGACUAGUCCAUUCCUGUACUAGAUACCCGUGAAUGCUCUUUGGGUUUCAUCAUUCAUAUGCGAUUAGGUACUUCACCUGGAUUUGAAUAAAUUAUAUAAGUCUGC
Aplysia californica (California sea hare) is the source of this 5281-nucleotide messenger RNA. RefSeq names its product MICOS complex subunit MIC60. Gene Ontology annotation, biological process: cristae formation. The record is from RefSeq and is a predicted model, not a curated record. Lineage: Eukaryota; Metazoa; Mollusca; Gastropoda; Aplysiida; Aplysiidae. Gene Ontology annotation, cellular component: MICOS complex. Bases 126 to 2627 code for a protein of 833 amino acids. The transcript is spliced from 19 exons.